AUGGCUAUCCAAAUUCCCAUUGACGCGAUCACCUCGCGGUUCGGCGAUCGCUUCAACAGCAUCCGCAGCCAGUCCCUGAGCAGUCGCUUCGCCAACUUACGCCCCAUCUCCGAAUUCCUCGACCUCAAGCGGAUAUCCAAGCCUGCCAACUUCGGUGAGGUCCAGAGUCGUGUCAACUACAACCUAGGCUACUUCUCCAGCAACUAUGUUGCCGUCUUCGCCAUGCUCAGCAUCUACAGUUUGCUGACGAACCCGAUUCUGCUGUUUGUCAUCAUCCUGGUCACUGGUGGCCUGUACGGUAUCUCCAAGCUGGAAGGUCGGGACCUUGACAUUGGAUUCCGUCGCUUCAACACAUCCCAGCUCUACACCGGCCUGCUGAUCGUGGCUGUUCCUCUGGGUCUCUGGGCCUCGCCUAUCGCGACCGCGCUCUGGCUGAUCGGAGCCACUGGCGUGACCGUUUUCGGCCACGCUGCUUUCAUGGAUAAACCAAUCGAAAAUGCUUUUUCCGAGGAGGCGGUCUAG
This is a messenger RNA of Penicillium chermesinum, 522 nucleotides long. Its product is annotated as putative COPII vesicles protein Yip3. The record is from RefSeq and is a predicted model, not a curated record. Gene Ontology annotation, cellular component: Golgi apparatus. The transcript has a single exon. Bases 1 to 522 code for a protein of 173 amino acids. Lineage: Eukaryota; Fungi; Ascomycota; Eurotiomycetes; Eurotiales; Aspergillaceae.